Messenger RNA from Aphanomyces invadans, 657 nucleotides. RefSeq lists its product as hypothetical. The transcript is spliced from 2 exons. Lineage: Eukaryota; Oomycota; Saprolegniomycetes; Saprolegniales; Verrucalvaceae. The coding region runs from base 1 to 657 and encodes 218 amino acids. Gene Ontology annotation, molecular function: nucleic acid binding. The record is from RefSeq and is a predicted model, not a curated record.
AUGCAAACAGUUCCUGUCAGUGUGACUCGACCGGUGUACAAGGCCAUGCUUCUUGAGAGGGUAAUCCCAACUAUCAAGGCCGUAUGGCCGAAAGGAAGUGGAAGAAGCAUCGUUAUUCAACAAGACAACGCCCGCCCGCAUGUGCCAGAAUGCGACGCUGAUAUCGUCGCAGCGUGUCAAAGAGAUGGCUGGGACAUGCAGCUGAAAUUCCAGCCCUCAAAUUCUCCAGACCUGAACGUCUUGGACCUGGGCUUUUUCCGCGCGAUCCAGACCCUUCAAGAGAGAAACACGUCCCGCUGCAUUGAUGACAUUGUGGCUGCGACGGAGCAAGCGUGGGCUGAAGUUGAUAUGCAGACUCUGAACAACAACUUUCUUACGCUGCAGGGUUGCAUGCGUGAAACAAUUUGUGCCCGAGGAAGCAAUGCCUACAAGAUCCCACAUAUUGGCAAGGCGAAGCUUUUGGCCCGUGGAAUGCUACCAGAGCUGGACGAGUCUGAUGUUAGUGCAAAGUUUGAGGAGCUUGCCGUUGAAGUUUCAGAAGCAAUGAAGAUGUGCGAAUUCAGCUCUCAGCUGGAAAAGCUCAUUGUCAACGACGAGCUUGAAGAGGACCCUGAUGUUGAAUUGGGCGGGCUUUUGGACUUGGUUCACUUGGUUUGA